AUGGAUGAUCAACCUACAAGACGACGAAUUCGAUGGGAUCGCGACGCAGUUGAUGGGGGCCUCACCAGUAUUCAAAUACUGCUUAUCUGGGUGACUGCUGAAGGCAACUAUGCCCAAUGGGUGGCUACGAUGAUGGACGGAGAGGAGCGUGAAAAUGUUUGCUUGGAGAUCCAGGCUUUCUUGCGGAUUCAAGGUCACAUCGAACGAGAACCCAGAGCUCCAACUCCUGCGAAGGUCUUACAUGUGCGCUCAUGA
This is a messenger RNA of Puccinia graminis f. sp. tritici CRL 75-36-700-3, 255 nucleotides long. RefSeq lists its product as uncharacterized. The record is from RefSeq and is a predicted model, not a curated record. The transcript is spliced from 2 exons. NCBI's taxonomy places the organism in Eukaryota, Fungi, Basidiomycota, Pucciniomycetes, Pucciniales, Pucciniaceae. Bases 1 to 255 code for a protein of 84 amino acids.